UCGUCCUUCGGGCCAUUCCCCUGCAAACGGCGUAGUAUCGAGGAGGAAGCAGGAAUCGCAGAGCUCCCAGACACCGUGGCCGAGACGAAUCUUGUGUGCUUCACCGCCGAGGUUGACGCCGAGCUGCUCCUCAACCCCUCCGACUCGCCCGGUUCGCCCUCCCGCCAACGUUCCCCGCCGCCGCAGUAUCCCGCCUCAGAGGCUUCGGCCAGUUCAGCCUUCCGGCCACCACCUUCGUUUUCGUCGCUCUUUGCUGCCGCGGGCCAACAAGGAGCCGCGUCAUCCAUCCUCGAGCCGUGCGAGCCAUACAAGCCUUCAGUUGCAGACGCCGACGAAGCCGACCCAACCACUGCUGCAGCGCCAGCGUAUGCGCCCGCCAACCAGGUAGCGCCAGAGUCGUCAAGCAGCGCCUCCGCAGCCUUACGGUUACAAGACGAGACCAAGCGCGCACUCCCCCACGAUACCAAGGGUCACGCCGGUGAGCCCUCGCGGAGCGCCAAGGACGAAGAAGCAGAGCCGCCGCCGGCAUAUUCAGAGGGAUCGAGUCCGCUUCAGUCCUUCACCUACCUCAUGGCGGCCGCAGGUGGUGCCUCGAGCAUCAUUACCCAGGUUCAGCAGGGCGGGCCGUCCCUCAAUCCACUCGGAGAUGUCCCUGGCGAUGAGACGAUUACAAUGGAUUUGCGCAGGGGCACCCGCUUUACUCUGUCCAGAGAUGAGCUUUUAACACUACCCGAAUUCGUCCUGCUCUCGCUUUUCCCCAACGGUCUCUUCCCGGAAGGGCACAUGGGUGGCUUCGCUGAGGGGGAUGCUGUCCAAGUUGACUACGACCCGGCAUCCUUGCAGUACAUGCUGGACUUUUUUCGGAAUGUGGCACAAAGCAUCCCAUCCGAGCCGAGCGCUACCGCUAGUCAGGAUGGUGAUGUGGUCCCGCUAGAACCCGGCGCGAGAGACGAAAGCAGUAGGCGGGCGGGCAUCAUCGUGCUGCGCGAGGACCUGGACUUUUACGCCAUCCCUCCCAAGUAUGACAUUGAUCAGCCCGAGAUGAUCGAGGUCAAGCGGGCGGCGGCCAAGGCGCUGCUCAAGCAAAACGGCAUUUUCAGUGGCCUGAAGAAGAGCGACGAGCCGGGGACUACCGAGGCACAUCUUAUCGAGAUGCUGACGGCCGGCGGCUUCAAUCACGACGACACGUGGGGUCACCGGGCGGGCGAGCCCAACAAGGCUGUCAUCUGCAGCCUGGCGCUGGCGAGGCUCCGGUCCGACAUUCGCGGCAACGACAUGGGCAGCAACGCAGUCGGCAUGGCGCAGAAGCUACUGCUCUUCUGGCGGAAGCCGGCGCGCCGCUGCUGGUGGGAAGGCGUCGAGCUGGAAAAUGUCGAGGGGCUCGAGGGCAAGAAGCUCAAGGUCUGGAUCCGCAGGGUGUGGACGCUCGAGAUGAGCGUGAUAGGGCUGCGUUAG
Molecule: messenger RNA, 1455 nt
Organism: Canariomyces notabilis
Lineage: Eukaryota; Fungi; Ascomycota; Sordariomycetes; Sordariales; Chaetomiaceae
Exons: 5
Cellular component (GO): nucleus
Molecular function (GO): RNA binding
Source: RefSeq, a predicted model, not a curated record